GCAGUCGCGGAGUCGAGACAUGGCCGACCCGCCGCCCCCUGCCGCCCCACAAGUCCGCGGGGAAGGGGCCUUGUCCCCUUUAUCCGGGUCGUAUCUACUCAUCGUAGUGGCCGAACCGAAAACAGACCAACACAAGGAUGUUAUCCUCAACAGGAUCUCUAAAGGGUUCCUAUCCUGGGAUGAAGAGAAAGCACACGUCGACAUCCACAAGGAACUCACAACUAUUGCCGAACUUAACCUCGAAGGAGAAGAACAGAAGGGAGGAGAAAGGUUGAUCCAAUAUGCUACAGAGAAUCUGGUCGCAGAGGUGUUGAUCCACCCCCAAGUCAACACUCUGCAACAGUGCCUCAAGAACCUCCUCUCUUCAUUCACCAAACAUAGACACAUCAUCCAUGCCGGAUAUGCCUUUGCUGGAUCUGGAUCAUGGAUGCUACAGGACGGGACUUUCUCGGUGGCUGACCUUAUUGCCGCCUUCAGCGAGUAUGAAGUUCAACGCGUCCUUCAUGCCUACGAGAACUGCAUCACCAUUGACAUUCACUGCGCCCCAGAAGGUCACUGGUCGACCAGCUACCUUGCCAAGGAAUCUUUUAGCAAACUAUGCCGAGUGACAGUCAACCCAGACGACAAGAUCGAGACCACCCCCGGGAUCUCGACUUUCGUCCAGUACCUGUCACAGUUCCUUCUCUCCACACCAAUCGAGGAGCUCCUUGAACCAUCAGACAUUGUGGGAAACAUUCGGUUCUCUCGUCCCACUCUGUAUGUGUUUCCUGGUGGACAAGGUGACUCGGCUCUCUUCGGUGUCAAUGGCUUCAACAUGCUCGUGGACGGUGGUUAUAAUUACAAAGCCUGUUUCUGGGAUUUCACAAGGCAUCUGGAUCGCCUGGAUGCCGUCCUUGUCACAAGACUCAACAGCUCGAAUCUCAUGGGUAUUACUAAUGUUGUUCGUAGAAAAGCUCUUAGUUCAGUGUAUCCACAGAUUGGACAUAUUUUCUGUAAUGUUGCUGGUAAUAUCAAAUCUCCCGAUGGUGACAAAGACAGAGACCCACUGCUUAUUAAUCUCUGGGAUGAAGGACACAUUAUGCGUGAAAAUCUCAGACAAAUUAGUUUGAAACCACAUUUGUGUUUCCGUGAUAAUGCAAUGGAACCAAUUAAUUUGUAUCACAAAGUAGGACAUGGCAAAUUGGACAUGUAUGUGAUAAAUCCCUCUAGAGACAGUAAGGAAGUUCGAGAGUUUAUGCAGAGGUGGAACAAUGAAGUGAUCGCAUCUGACAUGGGUUUAAGUACCUACAAAAUCGGUGAUAAAGUCUUUCCUUGUCCACUCACAAAUGUUACCUCCAUAUGUGCCCUCCUAAUAUGGCAACCUAAUGACCCCACAGACACAAUUACCAGAAUUCUCUUCCCCGGAAGUACUCCACAACACAAGAUCUUUGAAGGCUUAGAAAGAUUAAAGAAUUUAGAGUAUUUGAAACACACAACUUGUUCAGCGAAGUCUAUCAAGGCCGCUAUAGAAGAGCGGAAGGGUAUCAAAACUGAGGAAAGAAUUAAGAGUGAAGACAAAUUAUUAGCAGCAGACAUUAAACCUAGCAAAGCAGUCAGUCCAUCCCCUCCCACACACCGAAUCAAGAGAGAAAGAGGAGACCGCUCCAUCAGCAGGGAAGAAAGGAGAAGAAUCAAGCUGGAAAGAUCUGAGCGACAAGAGAAGGUGUUGCGAGAAGCCAGAAAGGAGAAGAAAGUGGAAAGAAAGAUCGAAAAGAAGGUCAUCAAGAAAGAAGAACGGAAGGAAAAGAAGGAGGAGAAGAAGGAGGAAAAGGCCGCAACCGAGCUAGAAGAAACGAAAGAGAAGACCGAAGGCAUCACCAUCGAGUCUUUAGCAGCGAUAGACGAGGCUAAGGUCAGCGAAGCCAAAUUAACGACACAAGAAAUCACCGAAACUGUUACAGGUGUUUCAGUAACCAAAGAAGCAAUUAGUGCAGUUACCGACACGAUAGAAGCAAUUACAAAGAAGGAUGUAGUUGAUGCAGCUGAACGAAGAGAAAUCACGACGCAAGCUGUAGAAGUCACAACUGCUGUAACCGACUUGAAGUCUAGAAUAGAAACUACAGGAAUUACUGAAAUUAAGGAUAUACAUGAAAUAGAACCUUUAGAUGUUAAGGAAGCCUCUCUCGUCUCAGCGGAGUCUGGUGUGGUGACAGGCGAAGAGAGAGAAUCCUCUUUAGAAAUUGAAACCUUAAAAGAAAUAAAACCAAAAGAAAAACCAAAGGAGAAGAAAAUUAAGGAAACUGGGACCCCUGAGAAACCCAAAAGGUAUCGCAAACCCAAAGUUGAAUCCCGUAUUGACACAGGAGACAGAAGACCAAGACCCGAAGACAGGGCCGCACGAGUAGAGAGGAAGGUAAAGGAGAGGAAGAGUCUGGAAAGAAAAGAAAGAAAAGAACGUAAAGCAGACGAAGAAAAGCAGGAGGAAGGAGAACAUGCAGAGAAGAAACCAGAGAGAAGAAUAAGAAAGAUUAAGAGACCUGAGCACAAAGUUGAAGAUGCAACCACUCCCAAGAAACCCUCUACACCAGAGCUAAAGAAACGCCCAAGAAAAUUAAUACCAACCGAAAAGAAGGAGGUUAAUGGAGAAAUAAAGCAGGUUAAACCAACAGUUCCUAGAGUACCAAGAGAAAGAAAGGUAAUUUCGAAAACUACGACUACAACUGCACGAGAAAUUACGCACAAGAAACUAGUAGAUGACAAGAACAGAGCAGCAAAGGCUGCCGAGGCCGCUAGAAAAGAGCUGAAGCCAUCGCCCAAGCCAACGACAGCACCACGGACUGUUGCAAGAAAAGCUCCUGUCGGCAAAGCACCGAAGGCGAAGAAGAUCGAGAAGCCCCCUGCACCGAAAACUGAGGGACCAAUUAAGAGAGUUAUUACAGGUGCAGCUGUGAAGGCGGGGGUAGUAGCUGCAGCCGUCUCGGGCGUUGCUGUUGUGGAAGCAGCAGCAGACCGAGAGGAUGUAGAUGAAAUUGUUGCACCCAUGAAAGAGACAGAUAACCUCAUGCUUGCCCCUGACCAAGACGAAGAGGAUCGAAUCUCCGAUAUUGCCAAUAUUCCAGGAGUACAAGAGAUCAAGUUAGAUGAAGACACUCUACAAAUUAUUGACAAGCAACAGCUAGAGGAAGAAGAAAAAGAUUCCUUGAUACUUCACGAGGAAGGUGUUGUUGAACAUGUUGAAAAGGAAGACAUAAUCGAAGAAGUUGAAGAGCAUGUAGAAGAAGAAGCGGAGAAAGAAAUUGAGGAAAUAGAAGAAGAGGAAGAAGAAGAGGAGGAGGAGGAGGAAGAAGAGGAAGAAGAAGAGGAGGAGGAAGAAGAAGAGGAAGAGGAAGUUGAAGAAAGAGAGGUUGCAGUAGAAGAAAAAGAAGUAGAAGAGAGAAUACGAGAGAAAGAAGUAGGCGAGGAAGAGGAGGAAGGUCCGGAGGAUGAAGAGAAAGUCAGCAUCACAGAGAAAGAGGACGAAGCAGAGAAAGAAAAGAAAGACAAGAUAACAGAAGAAACAAAAGAAAUAGAAGAUAUUGCCAAACUAGAGGAGAAACAUGAAGCAGAAGAUAUCUAUGAAAAAAUUGAGACUGAAGACCGAGAUGUUUAUGCAACUCUACCAAGCAGCGCAAAGCUCACAGAAUACAAAGAAAAGUACGAGGAAAAACCAAUCCGUGGUCUUUUUACUGGUUUCGCCAUGCCUUCCGCCGAACCACAAGAAGCUCCCCAGAAAGCACCAAGCCCGAAGCCCAAAGAGGAAGUCGUUGUACCAACUUCCCUACCAGAGGCAAUAUUCAAACCAACUGCGCCACCUGUUCAUCCACGUGAGAUCAUAAAAACACCAGAUGAAGUGGAUGAUCUACCCAUACAUGAAGAAGUCGAGUCCAUUGAACAUGACAUUUACGAAGAGGAUAUCGAAAUGGAGAAACCAGCUGAACAAGAGCUUGAAGCAGGUUCUCCACUCCUUGAAGUUAAGGGAGAGUUACAGAUUAAAGAAGAAGUAAUUGCAGAAAAGCAUGAAAGGGAAAUAAUCAAAGAGGCUAAGAAACUACCAGAAAAAGAAUUUGAAGAGGAAGAUGAAAUCUCAAGAGAAGAAAAGGUCUCAAAAUCUAUUGAAGACUUUGAAGCAAAAUAUGCAGAGUUCAAAGCGACUGCUGUCUCUGAAGUCAUCCAGAGAGGAGAAGUCGUUGCUGAAGCAAAAGAAAUAAAGAAAAAAGUAGACAAAGUAGAACUACUGAAGGACAUUGCACAGACCCUCGAAGAAAGAGAAGAAAAGACAGUGAUUAUAGGAAAGGAAUCUUCGCCAGAGGUUUCUGAAGAAAUCGAGAUGCCUGUCGUCAAAGACAAAAAACCUGUCAAAGCAGUGACACCUUAUGAGGAACUUGACUUCGAGAAAAUCCCAGAGAAGGAAAGAAGAGUGGAAGACGAAAAGGAUAUAGAUGAACUUGAAUUUGAGAGUAAAGAAAUCUUGGAUGUAAAGGAGAAGGAAAUUACCGAAAUGAUGGAGAAAGAUGAAGUGAGAAAGCGAGUGGAGAAAGAGGAAAUUAUUACUACCGAAGAAGUAACUGAACUUGACAAGAAAGAAGCUUACAAAGCUAAGAAACUGAUCACCGAAGAACUCGUCGAAAAGGAGGAGUUCAUAACAGAGGAUAUUCUAAAGAAGGGAAAACCUGUUUCAGAAGAAAUCCUAGAAGCAAAGAAAAUUUCCCCCGAAGACACCCUUCUGAAAGAGAAAGUGGUCGUGGAAGAAAUGCGAGAAGAAAAGGAAAAGACCUUACAAAAAGAAAUAUUCGAGGCGGAAAAAAUUACAAAGGAAGAAGUAAAAAUGGAGGAGGUAGUAGCUAAAGAAAAACUAGAAGAGAAGAUCACGAAGGAGGAAGUAACUAAGAAGGAGGCAGAAGCUAAAGACAUACUGGAAGAAAAGAUCACGAAGGAGGAAGAAGUAAUGAAGAAGGAGGAGGCAGUUGCUAAAGACAAACUAGAAGAGAAGAUCACGAAGGAGGAAGUAAUUAAAGAAGAAGAGAAGAUCACGAAGGAGGAGGAAGUAGUAACUAAAGACAAACUUGAAGAGAAGAUCACGAAGGAGGAAGAAGUAAUGAAGAAGGAGGAAGCAGUAACUAAAGAAGAGAAGAUCACGAAGGAGGAGGAAGUAGUAACUAAAGACAAACUUGAAGAGAAGAUCACGAAGGAGGAAGUAACUGAGGAGGAGGAAGCAGUAACUAAAGACAAACUAGAAGAGAAGAUCACGAAGGAGGAAGAAGUAAUGAAGGAGGAAGUAGUCACUAAAGACAAACUAGAAGAGAAGAUCACGAAGGAGGAAGAAGUAAUGAAGGAGGAAGUAGUAACUAAAGACAAACUAGAAGAGAAGAUCACGAAGGAGGAAGAAGUAAUGAAGGAGGAAGUAGUAACUAAAGACAAACUAGAAGAGAAAAUCACGAAGGAGGAAGAAGUAGUGAAGGAGGAAGUAGUCACUAAAGAUAAAAUUGAAGAGAAGAUCACGAAGGAGGAAGUAACUAAGGAGGAGGAAGUAGUAACUAAAGACAAACUAGAAGAGAAAAUCACGAAGGAGGAAGAAGUAGUGAAGGAGGAAGUAGUCACUAAAGAUAAAAUUGAAGAGAAGAUCACGAAGGAGGAAGAAGUAAUGAAGAAGGAGGAAGCAGUAACUAAAGAAGAGAAGAUCACGAAGGAGGAGGAAGCAGUAACUAAAGACAAACUAGAAGAGAAAAUCACGAAGGAGGAAGAAGUAAUGAAGAAGGAGGAAGCAGUAACUAAAGAAGAGAAGAUCACGAAGGAGGAGGAAGCAGUAACUAAAGACAAACUAGAAGAGAAGAUCACGAAGGAGGAGGAAGCAGUAACUAAAGACAAACUAGAAGAGAAGAUCACGAAGGAGGAAGUAACUAAGGAGGAGGAAGCAGUAACUAAAGAUAAACUAGAAGAGAAAAUCACGAAGGAGGAAGAAGUAAUGAAGGAGGAAGCAGUAACUAAAGACAAACUAGAAGAGAAAAUCACGAAGGAGGAAGUAACUAAGGAGGAGGAAGCAGUAACUAAAGAAGAGAAGAUCACGAAGGAGGAGGAAGUAGUAACUAAAGACAAACUUGAAGAGAAGAUCACGAAGGAGGAGGAAGUAGUAACUAAAGACAAACUUGAAGAGAAGAUCACGAAGGAGGAAGUAACUAAAGAAGAAGAGAAGAUCACGAAGGAGGAGGAAGUAGUAACUAAAGAUACUCUUGAAGAGAAGAUCACAAAGGAGGAAGAAGUGAUGAAGAAGGAGGAGGCAGUUGCUAAAGACAAACUAGAAGAGAAGAUCACGAAGGAGGAAGUAACUAAAGAAGAAGAGAAGAUCACGAAGGAGGAGGAAGUAGUAACUAAAGAUACUCUUGAAGAGAAGAUCACAAAGGAGGAAGAAGUGAUGAAGAAGGAGGAGGCAGUUGCUAAAGACAAACUAGAAGAGAAGAUCACGAAGGAGGAAGAAGUUCUUGAGGAUAUCACGGUUCGCGAUAUCGUGUCGAAGGAGGAGAUUGAAACAGUUGCAAAAGAAGAAAAGAUUACGAAAGAAGUCACAAAGGAAGAGAAAGAGCUGGAAGAAAUUACAAAGGAAGACAUCAUUAAGAAGGACAUCACAGAGCAAGAGGAAUUAAAAACAAGUGCAGAAGUGAAAAUCACAAAGGAAGACGUCGUAAAGAAAGACGCAAUGCAAGAAAUUCUAGAAGAAGUGAAGGUCACAAAAGAACUUGCAAUGAAGGAAGAGAGCAAAGAAUUUAUAGACAAAGAUAUUGUUGCCAAACAAGUCGUAGAAGAAGAGGUUGUAAAAGAAAUUACAGAGAAAGAUUUUGAAGUUGAACAGAUCACAAAGGAAGAAGUUUCAGUAAAAGAAGAAAUCACAAAGAAGGAGGUUCCUAAGAAAGAAGAAGUUAUCUCAAAGGAAGAGGUUGAAGAAAAGGUCACAAAGGAGGAAGUUCCCAAGAAAGAAGUUGACGAAAAGAUCACAAAGGAAGAAGUUCCUAAGAAAGAAGUUGACGAAAAGAUCACAAAGGAAGAAGUUCCUAAGAAAGAAGUUGACGAAAAGAUCACAAAGGAAGAAGUUCCCAAGAAAGAAGUUGUCACAAAGGAAGAAAUUGAAGAAAAGAUCACAAAGGAAGAAGUUCCCAAGAAAGAAGUUGAAGAAAUGAUCACAAAGGAAGAAAUUGAAGAAAAGAUCACAAAGGAAGAAGUUCCUAAGAAAGAAGUUGACGAAAAGAUCACAAAGGAAGAAGUUCCUAAGAAAGAAGUUGACGAAAAGAUCACAAAGGAAGAAGUUCCUAAGAAAGAAGUUGACGAAAAGAUCACAAAGGAAGAAGUUCCCAAGAAAGAAGUUGAAGAAAUGAUCACAAAGGAAGAAAUUGAAGAAAAGAUCACAAAGGAAGAAGUUCCUAAGAAAGAAGUUGACGAAAAGAUCACAAGAAGAAUUGACGAAAAGAUCACAAAGGAAGAAGUUCCUAAGAAAGAAGUUGACGAAAAGAUCACAAAGGAAGAAGUUCCUAAGAAAGAAGUUGACGAAAAGAUCACAAAGGAAGAAGUUCCUAAGAAAGAAGUUGACGAAAAGAUCACAAAGGAAGAAGUUGAAGAAAUGAUCGCAAAGGAAGAAAUUGAAGAAAAGAUCACAAAGGAAGAAGUUCCUAAGAAAGACGUUAAAGAAAAGAUCACAAAGGAAGUUGACGAAAAGAUCACAAAGGAGGAAGUUCCUAAGAAAGAAGAGGAAAAGGUCACAGCGGAGGAAGUUCCCGAGAAAGACGUUGAAGAAAAGAUCACAAAGGAAGAAGUUCCUAAGAAAGAAGAAAAAAUAACCAAGGAGGAAAUCCCUAAGAAAGACGUUGACGGAAAGAUUGAAGCA
Messenger RNA from Penaeus indicus, 7888 nucleotides. Its product is annotated as microtubule-associated protein futsch-like. The record is from RefSeq and is a predicted model, not a curated record. Gene Ontology annotation, cellular component: neuronal cell body; microtubule; synapse. Gene Ontology annotation, molecular function: microtubule binding; actin binding. The annotation marks the transcript as partial. The transcript is spliced from 7 exons. Lineage: Eukaryota; Metazoa; Arthropoda; Malacostraca; Decapoda; Penaeidae. Gene Ontology annotation, biological process: microtubule cytoskeleton organization; axonogenesis; regulation of microtubule depolymerization.